Messenger RNA from Linnemannia hyalina, 1908 nucleotides. Lineage: Eukaryota; Fungi; Mortierellomycota; Mortierellomycetes; Mortierellales; Mortierellaceae. The record is from the annotation of a GenBank genome assembly.
AUGGACACAACAACGACGACGUUACUACCACAAACGCAAAGACAGAGUCCUCUCGACAUCCCAGAGAUACUCAUCCGCAUAGGCCAAUUCCUCCCUCUCUGGUCUGGAGAGGGCUUCCGUCUCGAGUUUGACCCAUCACCCCUCCUCCGCUGUUGUCUUGUCUCACGCGCGUUCCGUCAAGCCUUCCUCCCCACCCUCUGGUACCUCUACGACGGCUACCGCAUGCGCAACAUCCCCUCCACUAUUCUCAGUCGCUACUCGCCUUACUUCCGCAUCAUCACCAGUACUGGCCCUUUCAAGGGCCCCUUCCAGUGCAAGAACCUGACAGAGCUCAACACCGUCUAUGGCCAGGAAUGGUCCCGCGCUCUCUUGGUCUCCAAUCCAAACCUGAAACGUCUCGUCUGGGGAGGCCCGUUCUCGAGGCGCAUUGAGACUCUGGAACAACAACAGGAAUGGCAGUUGGAACUCAAGGUCUUGAUGGGGCUUGAGAACUUGGACGAGAUUAGGAUGUCGGGCUUCAGUCUAGGCGAGGGGAUCUUUGUCAAGCUGUUGAGGAAUAAUGCGAGCAGUCUGUCGAACCUGGCCAUGUCGACCGUCGCUGGAGUGACAUCCAUUGAGGGGUUGGAGUUGCCUCAUCUGACAGAACUGCAGGUAACCUUUGGGUGUGCCGAGAGUCCUGCGCUCCUUGAUGUCGUCAGAUGCUGCCCCCGUUUGCAGAGACUGUCCCUUCUGGGUUCCAAGACGAGAGCGUCAGCCGCCUUUGUCCCGCCUCACCAUCAACAGCAACAUCAACAACAACAAUUCCAGGCUGGACAGCAGGUUCAGGAACUGGGUAGCGAGGUCGUGCGUCUUGCUCAGAACAUUACAGAGUGCUGUCCAGAGCUGAGUCACAUCAAGUUCACAACCACCAGCACCACAGGAGGCGCCCAGACCAACGCUGUCUUCCGCAACCAGAGUUUCCUCCAAGGACCCGAACUCGCCUUGAUUGCAAAUGCUUGUGGUCGACUGGAGGGGUUCACUGCCGAAUUGGCUACCCUAGACCAGGCAUUGACCUCUGCCCUGAUGGCCCACUCGAGCACACUCAAGUCGUUGUCGUUGACCUUUCACGAGACGGAUUUGGAGACCAACACGAGGAUUGUUGAUCGCACAAGGGAGAUGAUCUCAUUGCGAUGUCUCAAGGCUACCUUGUCCAACCUGCAGGAUCUUCAUCUAGACUGGGCUGGUCGUCUCUCUGCCAACAUUGUCCUACCUCCUGGAGCUACUACAGAAACAACAACAAGAGUAUUCACCACUAUUACAGCCCCAGUCCUUUCAACACCAGCUUCAGGCCCAGCUGCAACGGCCGCAACUCAUCCACCAUCAGGACCUAUCGGAGUUGCUCCUCAGACCACACCAACUACCGCUGCUGCUGCAGGUCCUGCUGCGAACCUCGCAGUAAAUGCAGAGGAGAUGACGAUGAUGUACGCGGGAAGAAACGCCUUUGCAGUCCAGGAAGAGGUCGCUAUGUUCUUGGAGGAGCCUUGGGCGAGUUUGGAACUGGAGACGCUUCGACUCCACGGCAUGUUCAGAUCGGCGCCUCCCACACCAACCUUGACCGCAGGACCUGCUGAGGAUGAGGGUGAGGAUGAGGGUGUGAGCAUGACCAUGGGAGACAAGGGCAAGGAGAAGACGACGAAGAAGAAGGCUAAGGUUGUUUGGAGACUGGCCAAGGGAGCUCACUCAGGAGCAACAUCGUCGCCACAUAACCACCACCUUCAAUUGAACAGCGUCGCCAGCGAGGGAAGCAGCAAGGGUAGCAGCAGGAAGGCAGAGCAGCAGACUCGACUGUUGGAGAACGUGACGGGAUUGACUCGCCUUCGACACCUCUGUUUCAACUACACCACCUACGAGCGCAUCCCUCUCCUUUGA